Oncorhynchus kisutch (coho salmon) is the source of this 2946-nucleotide messenger RNA. RefSeq names its product interferon regulatory factor 3 (gene irf3). Gene Ontology annotation, cellular component: nucleus. Lineage: Eukaryota; Metazoa; Chordata; Actinopteri; Salmoniformes; Salmonidae. The coding region runs from base 206 to 1480 and encodes 424 amino acids. Gene Ontology annotation, biological process: regulation of transcription by RNA polymerase II; immune system process. The record is from RefSeq and is a predicted model, not a curated record. The transcript is spliced from 11 exons. Gene Ontology annotation, molecular function: RNA polymerase II cis-regulatory region sequence-specific DNA binding; DNA-binding transcription factor activity, RNA polymerase II-specific; protein binding.
UUCCCAAGAAAGCAUUCGCUUGAUAGGACAUACAGAGAGAGAUACAUCGGUUUGAGUUUGAUGCGAGUUUCUGUAGUCACGGUCGACACACUUCACACUUUUUGCAUAAUAUAUCUUAAGGAUAAUUACCAGACGGAGCUUUACUUUAAUCCAGACAAUACUGAUUCGUGAAUUUCGGCACACUGUCCGAAGACGAGAUUAAGACAUGUCUCAAUCCAAACCGCUCCUCAUCCCUUGGCUGCGCGAACAGAUAAAUAGUGGCCGGUAUCCCGGGGUUACCUGGACCAAUCAGGAGCGAACAGAGUUCUGCAUCCCUUGGAAACAUGCUUUGAGGCAGGAUUCCUGCAGCGAUGAUGUACUUAUUUUCAAGGCGUGGGCUGAGGUUAGCAAUGGUAGGGUUCAAGGCGACCACUCCAUUUGGAAGAGAAACUUCCGUUCUGCCCUCCGAGCCAAGGGGUUCAAAAUGCUCCUUGACAACAAAAAUGAUGCAGCCAACCCCAACAAACUGUUCCAGUGGCCAGAUGAGGCACCCACAGGAGGAUCUCAGCACCCAGAUCUGCAUCAAGAUCCCAGUCCAUUACAAGAAAGUCAUGGUCUACCAUGUUUUAAUGACCUUUACCUUGCAGCAGAAGAAACUGUAUACACAGCGGAGGGGAUCUCAACCACUAUCAACCAGGAUAUACUUCAGAAAUGUCUGCAAGGGUUGAACAUUGAACAAACAGAAGCUAUUCAUGGUUAUGAACUCCCCGUUGAGGAACUGCAAUAUCCAAUGGAGGGCACGAUUGGAGGGCAUGUUUUGCUAGGGCAACAGCAGUAUCCGGUUGUAAUGGAGGAUGCUGUGGGUGGAGCUGUGUUGCCCCCGCAACCGGUGUAUCCAAUGGAUGGAGCUGUCGGUGGUGCCCAUGAACAGCAGGUGGUGGAGCAGUUAACAAAUGAAUUGUCCAGAACCAUGGUGGGCGAAAAUUUUAAAACUCACUUCAGGGUUUCUGUGUACUACCGGGGAGUGAAGAUGCCUGAGCAGCUGGUUGAGAACGAGGCAGGGUUCAGAUUAGUCUACAGACCUGAACUUACACAACCGCUUCUGGACCCAGAUUCUGGCCUGAAUCUGGUCUCUCUGCCCAGUCCACCGCCUGUCCGGGACGAAACUCAGGCCAAACUGACCCAAGAUAUCCUGGCUCUCCUGGGAGAGGGCCUGGAGGUGGGUGCCUCCGGGUCCAUCAUCUACGGACUCCGGCUGUUGAAGUUCAUAAACAAUGAAGGAAAAUGUCCCCCCUUUUCUCUAUUCUUCUGUCUGGGAGAGAAGUGGCCAGACCCGGACAACAGACCCUGGGAGAAGAAACUGGUCAUGGUCGAGGUGGUGUUAACCGCUCUGGAGCUACUGAAGUCAAUGGCGGUGGAAGGUGGUGCCUCCUCUCUGCAGUCUGUGGAACUGCAGCUGUCCUUGCAGGAGUCCCUGCAGGAGAUGAUGGACUUGUGCUAAAGAGGGACUGAUCCACCUACUGUAAAAUACUGAGUAUCCAUUCUGUCAUAACGUUUACUCUUUUUUUAUGACCAUAUUUGAUCAACUGUUCAGAACCAAAACAACAGUAUGUGAGGGGGAAUGGGUUAAAUAAGCAUUUAAGUUUAAUGUCUAAUAGGGAACCUCACUCUGUUUUUUUUUUUCAAUGAUACUGUAAACAACAAGGCAUGCAGGGUUCUAAAUUGCAACUAUUUUGGUCACAUAUGCUCCUUAAUAUUUUGCUGUGCGACCUGGAUUUUUUAUUUGGGAGCACCAGUGUGCUGGUGCUGAUUGCACACGUAGACUACAGAAACACCGCUAACCAAACAACAGUCUAUGUAUUGCUGUUGGUUGCUACACUCAAAAUGUAAACUUCUUAGAUUUGUCCUGACCUCAAAGGUGCCCUCAUUAUGUGGUUUAAUUUAGGACAAAAUGGAAUUAGCCAACAUAAAUGCCCAAACUAUGUAGAAUCCUAAUAUUCUACUCAUGUAGUUUCAUGACAGGUAUUUGUAUCAAUUUUAGCUUUUUAUAAUAAACAAAUGUGUUUACAGGGUUACCUAUUCGUUUCUAGGGCACAACAUGUGCUUCAGAAGUUGUUUGAAUUCAUAUAGGCUAUAUCCACUUUUCUGGUGCUCUUAAAUGUUAUGUUGUGCUCCUAACUUUUUCAAGUUGUGAGCAUCAGUUCAGGAUUAUUAAUUGAGGAUAAAUAUCAAAUCAAGCACAGUUAUUAUCCAUCUAAACUGGAGAGGUAAUGCAUAGGCAUGGCAUCUAUUUCACUUAAGUCUUAAUAAAUAAUAACUGUAAUAUGGUACAAUGGAUUUCACACCUUUAUUUUAAGGUCGACUGGCCAAUAGCAUGUAUGUAUGAUUGAAUGUAUCACUCAUCAUAACUAUCUCAUCUCGUUUUCAAAACCACUCUUUCAUAAGACAAGACUUAACUGUAUGCUGCAGUGAGACUAAUUCAGACUACAAUAAAUAAAAAAAUACCUUUAAAAUGUGUUUUAAUCUACAUCACUUUCUUCACUCUGUCAUUGUAGCUGACCAAAAAUACAAUUGAUGGAAUAUUGAUAUAUUUGCACACAGCUUCCCUUCAGCAUUCACUCCCUGCCUGGAUAAUGUUGUCCCUGUGGACCAAUGAGAAGAAACCAUGAUCGAGAACAGUUUUCAAAAACAGUAGUGCUGACAGUAGGCACUUGUAGAUUUGAUUGGUAAAGCAUUAUGAUUAAAAGGCUGGGUUGAGAUGUCGCCAUAUUGCUUACACCUAUCCAAUCCUCUCAGAUCUAUAAGCGUGGUAGGGAGUAGGGUGAAGGGAUCGAUUUUGGGAUUCAAAAAGUAUGUCCAAGAAAAAUGUGGCUGACUUGACUGAAAGGUAGACAAAAUGAAGCUGCUGGGUAGGGUAUAGACCUGUGUAAUGGUGUACUACAGUGCCUUCAUAAAGUAUUCACACCC